Molecule: messenger RNA, 273 nt
Organism: Triticum turgidum subsp. durum (durum wheat)
Lineage: Eukaryota; Viridiplantae; Streptophyta; Magnoliopsida; Poales; Poaceae
Source: the annotation of a GenBank genome assembly
AUGGCGUCGGCGGCGAGCAGGAAGGCGCCGUCGCUGGUGGUGGCGGCGAGCGUGGGCGCCGUGGAGGCGCUCAAGGACCAGGCGGGCCUGUGCCGCUGGGGCUACCCGCUCCGCUCGCUCUACCGCCACGCCGCCGCCGCGCCCAGAGUCCGCGCCCUGUCCGCCUCGCUCUCCGAGGCCACCGCGGCCGCCGCUCCCCGGCCGGUGCCUUUGUCCGCGGAGGACGCGAAGCUGCGAAAGGCGCACCACCUCGUCUGCUGGGGCCCCAACUGA